AGCUUAUGCCAAACGCGUUUUACAAACCUUUUCUUCUUCUUCUUCUUCUUCUACACCCGCAUAUAAAUUUGGUUGUUUGAUUUGCUUCGAUUCGGGCAAAAAAAAAGACGAGCGACACUGGUUUUGUAGCCGCCAUCCAUCAUCAACAUGGCCUCAGAGGCGAUAUUUGCAUUAUUACGCCGUAGGAGCUUGCCGUCACUGGAUGCAUUUUUGGCAACAAACAUUGAUCUCUCCGGCGUCUCUCUCGUUCGAACACUUGCUUCAGUUUCAGCAGAGCUCGUCUCGCGCUUCCGCGGCGUACGUUUCUCCUUCCAAGGCAGAAACUCACGUUCCCUAAUUCGGAAGAUUGAGAUAUUAGUCGUCUUGUUCGAAUACCUCGCCGAUGAUUCAGGUUCGGUUUCCCCGACAGCGGUGCUGUGUUAUAAGGAGCUUUAUCUCUUCCUCUACCGUUCCAAAUUACUUCUCCAAUACUGUGCUCAAUCCAGUAAGCUAUGGCUCUUACUGCAAAACCCUUCGCUUUCAGACUUUUUCCAUCAUUUGAAUCGAGAUAUUUCGACCCUUUUGGAUGUCUUCCCGUUCAACAGUCUCAAUCUGAGCGACGAUGUUAGAGAGCAAAUCAAGCUCUUGCAUCAGCAAUCCUGUAAACUGACAUUGUUCGAUGAUCACAACGAUCAACUGCUACGGCAAAGAUUCUAUUCGUUUCUCGACGCAUUUCAGAAGGGUCAGAUACCCAAUUCUGAAGAACUAAGAUCGUUCUUCGUUGAGAAAUUGGAGAUUAAGGAUCCGAAAAGUUGCGGAGACGAAAUCGAGUUUCUGGAAGAGCAGAUUUUGAAUCACGAUUGUGAUGAUUUGGAGCUUACAUUGCCUUUGAUUAACGGGUUUGUGGCUAUCACACGGUAUUGCAUGUUUUUGUUGUUUGGGUUUGAAGAUGGAUUGGGGUGGAGCAUUAACAACUCUAAGAAACAGAGGAAAUGUUUAGUUGCGCAAGAGAUUGUGGACACGUUUAUGUCUCUACCAAAGGAUUUUGUUUGCUCCAUCUCUCUUUGUCUGAUGAAGGAUCCUGUGAUUGUUUCCACUGGGCAAACUUAUGAUCGGAGCUCAAUCUUCAGGUGGUUUGAAGAAGGUCGCUCUACUUGUCCUAAAACAGGGCAAAAGCUUGUGGACUCUUCGUGUAUUGUUCCUAAUCAUGCUUUGAGAAACUUGAUAAUGCGUUGGUGCGCAGCAAUGGAGUUUGCAGAUUUAGCUAACGAGUCUCCUGCUUGGGUUCUUCAAACAAGAGCUUCAGUGGAAGCAACCAAAGCCACUGUAUCCAUUCUCAUUCAACAUCUAGCUGGUCGGUCAGAAUUAGCUCAGAUAGUGGCGGCACGAGAAAUCCGUCUUCUAGCCAAAACAGUUAGGGAAAGAGGUGAACUGAUCGCAGAAGCAGGUGCAAUCCCACAUUUGCGUAGGCUUCUUAAAUCCAGAAACGCUGUUGCACAAGAGCAUGCUGUUACGGCCAUGUUUAAUUUGUCUGUAUGCGAUGAAAACAAAAGCCUGAUCAUGGAGGAAAAUGAUUGCCUUGAGCCGAUUGUGAGCGUUCUCACCUCGGGUCUUACUUUGGAAGCUAGGGGAAACGCAGCAGCCACAUUGUACUGUCUUUCCACAGUACAUGGAUAUAAGAAACGGAUAGCAAACGCAGAUGGUUGCAUCGAAUCACUUGCAUUACUGUCGCAAAGUGGAAAGCCGAGAGGGAGAAAAGAUGCUAUCAACGCUUUAAGUGCCAUAUGGAGAGAUCCGGAUAAUUACAGCCAGAUGGUAAACUUGGGAGGAGUGUUCGCUCUCGUGGGAGCUUUGGCGGACGAAGACGAAGCUGUCAUGGAGAGGGCGGUAGUAGUGUUGGCUGGAGUAGCGAAUCAUUCUUUAGGAGCAGAGACUAUAGGGAGAGAGGAAUCAGCUGUGCCGAGGCUCAUUGAGUUGAUGAGAUGUGGAACACCAAGAGGCAAAGAAAAUGCGGUUGCUACAUUGUUACAUCUCUGCAUAAACGGUGGAGCAGCUGUGGUGGAGAAGGUGGUUAGAGCACCGGCUCUUACUGGUUUAACCCAAAAGCUUUUGCUCACGGGUAGAGAGCGAGCUAAGCGGAAAGCGACUUCACUCCUCGCUUUAAUUUUUAGGGAGUGCGAAAACACAGCAAUGAUGGGGUCUGGUAGUAGAGAAGGGAGUUUUAGAACCCAUGUCUCUCCACCCAUCUCUAUUCCCGUAUCUGUGUUGUGAUCUCAUUCUCAUAUACAGUAUAUAUAUAUAUAUAUAUAUAUAUAUGUACAUAAUAAGCCUUAGAUAAAUAAUGGUAAGGGGAAAGAAAUAAGAGUUCUGUUAA
Molecule: messenger RNA, 2353 nt
Organism: Capsella rubella
Lineage: Eukaryota; Viridiplantae; Streptophyta; Magnoliopsida; Brassicales; Brassicaceae
Product: U-box domain-containing protein 17
Exons: 1
Coding region: 148-2250 (700 amino acids)
Biological process (GO): protein ubiquitination
Cellular component (GO): cytoplasm; nucleus
Molecular function (GO): protein binding; ubiquitin-protein transferase activity
Source: RefSeq, a predicted model, not a curated record